UGACUGUCUGACUGUGAGAAUAGAGGAUGAGACGAAUCGCUGACCGUGGCUUUCAUCCAAUCCGCAUCACUUGACGCUGGUGCAGCGUUUGACUCGCAGCAGGUUGACUCAAACACCUCCGAACUGUGUUCAAAAGUGACUCCGAACUGCGCUUUGGUGUUUUUGACACUGCUCCGGAUAAUCUCGUUACAAUGACAUUCAUAAACACCUCCUUAGAUGUAUUCUCGCAGUUUUAUAUCUUUCAGAAUUUCUCUACGUUUUUUAAUUUCUCUUUGGACGCGAUGAGAGGGUCGAAUUACGAGUCUGAAUCCCACAGACCGACUAUCAGAGCGCUGCUCGUCGUCUCAUAUUCCGUUAUUAUCUUCAUAUCGCUUUUCGGAAACGUGGUGGUUUGUCACGUUGUUAUUAAGAAUAAAAGAAUGCACUCAGUGACAAGUUUGUUCAUCAUGAAUUUAGCCAUUGCUGACAUCCUUAUAACUCUCCUCAACACGCCUUUUACACUGGUUCGGUUUGUUUACAGUACAUGGGUGUUCGGGAAGGUAAUGUGCCAUGUGAGCCGCUUUGCACAGUACUGUUCUGUCCAUGUCUCUGUUCUUACACUGGUUGCCAUCGCCAUUGAUAGACACCAGGUGGUGAUGCAUCCAAUGAAACAGCGGAUGUCUCGGCUUCAGGGCGUAGCCUGGAUCUUUGCUAUCUGGCUGAUGGGGUCCUGCUUCUCUCUACCACAUGCCAUCUAUCAGAAACUGCUGCGCUUUGAAUUCAUCAAUAAUAGAGUACGGAUGGUAUGCCUGCCCAGCUUCCCUCAUCCCUCUGAUCUCUUCUGGAAAUAUCUGGAUCUUGCCUCCUUUGUCCUCCUCUACGUGUUGCCUUUAGCAAUUAUUUCCUUAUCGUACCUCGUGGUGGCCAAGAAGGUUUGGUUCCGGAAUGCCGUCGGUGAUGUCACACUGGCUCAAUCGGUCGCUCAUCGCAGAAGGAAGAAGACGACUUUGAAAAUGCUGAUCGCAGUGGUGGCUGUGUUUGCAGUCUGCUGGUUUCCUUUAAACUGUUACGUUGUGCUGCUGUCAAGUAAAAUGAUCCAGGCUAAUAACGCCUUGUACUUUACUUUCCACUGGCUGGCCAUGAGCUCUACCUGCUAUAACCCCUUCAUAUACUGUUGGCUCAAUCACAGUUUUCGUGCGGAACUAAGAGCCCUGCCUCUAAUUGGCCGUAUUGUCAAGAGCAAUGUCAUCCAGCAAUCCUAAGGAAGCGCCCAAGAUUUCACCAUUCUAUUUAGGGCCCGAGCACCGAUGCUAUGAGGACCCUCUUGGAAUUGUCUUGCAGUCUAGUUCGACUGUUUCCAGUUCCUGCCUACUGGAUUAUUUCUCGUCUGUUCCAGAGUUGUGGUCAGUUGGGUUCAUCAUUGUUUUCGUGCACCUUCGUGUCUUCUUGGAUUUCCAGCCCACUGUAGUCUCUAUGCUGUCAAAAGCCAAACUGGCGAUCCGAGACAUUCUCCAGCCUGCCUUGUUCACUUGCUACUUCUAACCUUUAUUCAUUCGCUAUAUGUAUGCUGUGUUUUGUAUCAGACAAUUUCUACCUUUGGUAGGAUUUAAAGGGGCUUUUAAUGGCACACGUCUCAAGCAGCUACAGCUGUUUUACAGCUACUACACUAUGUUCUCCUCUGGGCCAAAUCUGAGCUAUAUAUUUAAAUAUAUAAUGUGCUACAUGUGUUAGUAUUAAUUAUAAAAAUUAUAGGGUGGCCAGGUCUCUGGUGUGAACUUCCAUUUACACCUUGGUGAAUUAUUCCUUUUAUUAAAUAUAUGAACUGAAUUCCCAUUGCUCUUGCAACGAGUAUGAGUAACUGGUGCAGUUUAAUGUGACCAGUUUGACACAUCUGUGCAACCGUAUCAAUUUGAACCAGAGUCGGACCCGGAACAAGAUGACGGGGCGCAAAGAAGUUCGACAAUUAAGGCUUGAACAGGACUCAGGUUUUUGAAUGGUUGGUUAACAUAAUGUCACUUUGUUCUAUCUUUGUGUACAUACUCAGUUUGUAAUAACACAACAAUAACUCGUUGUUCAUUAUAAACGUGGGAUUGUAAAUUAGAUUGUAAAUUUAUAUUAAACAUGCCGUAAUGUA
This is a messenger RNA of Pimephales promelas (fathead minnow), 2113 nucleotides long. RefSeq names its product G protein-coupled receptor 83 (gene gpr83). Gene Ontology annotation, molecular function: neuropeptide Y receptor activity; neuropeptide binding. Gene Ontology annotation, biological process: G protein-coupled receptor signaling pathway. NCBI's taxonomy places the organism in Eukaryota, Metazoa, Chordata, Actinopteri, Cypriniformes, Leuciscidae. The record is from RefSeq and is a predicted model, not a curated record. Gene Ontology annotation, cellular component: neuron projection; plasma membrane.